This is a messenger RNA of Rhizophagus irregularis DAOM 181602=DAOM 197198, 868 nucleotides long. Lineage: Eukaryota; Fungi; Glomeromycota; Glomeromycetes; Glomerales; Glomeraceae. The record is from RefSeq and is a predicted model, not a curated record.
UGUGAUAAUUGCUUUGAAUGGGAGGAAAGAGUGCGGCUUGCGGUUCAAAUUGUGGAAGGCCUUGGAUACCUUCAUGAAGUAUUAAAUGUUGCACACCGUGAUCUGGUAAUAUUUUUUUUGUUUGGUAAUCAUUGAACUAAAAAAUAUCCGAUGUUCUUUAUUUAAUUUCUGUAACACUUAUAAUUAGCAUACCAAAAAUAUACUUAUAAACGAUGGAAAUAUUAAAAUAUCAGAUUUUGGAUUGUCUAAGAAUUUGAAUAGCACAAUGUCAUCUAAUAAUAAAUUCUUUGGAAUGAUACCAUUUAUUGAUCCACAAAAAUUAAAUCAUGGAAAAAAUUAUAUAUUGGAUAAAAGAUCUGAUAUUUAUGGUUUAGGAAUGAUAUUAUGGGAAAUCUCAAGUUGCCAAACACCUUUUUAUGGAGAGGAUUUAGCGUGUCUGACCCUUAAGAUUUGUCAAGGUUUAAAAGAAAAAUCUGUCAAAGGAACUCCAAUGGAAUACAAGCAUAUUUAUACAAGUUGUUGGGAAACAGAACCAAAUUCUAGACCAUUAAUCGAAGGAGUUCUUUCACGAUUGAAAUCUAUGUCACUUGAACCGGUCUUUGAAGAGGAUGAUAAAAUUUCAACGAUUAGCCUAUUCCAAUAUCGUGAUACAUCAAGGGAUUCUACUUCUGGUAUUAUUAUAAUUUUAUUAAAAAAUAGUAAUAGUGUUUUUUAUUAAAAUCAUUUAAAUUAAUUUUAUUAUUUUUUUAGAGUAUUCUAAUAAUGUAUCUUCUCUAACUAUACCUGAUGAUCUAAUCUUACCAACAAAUAAUGUAACUUGCAAAAGAUGUGAUUCAAAAUUCACAGAUCAAAAUUGGUGUUAUGAUUG